AUGCAGGCUUUCAACACUCCCUGGGACAAGGUGAAAAAUGGAACACCCGGCCCCUUUGAUGGGCCACAGUGGCCCCACCUGGCCCCACGGAGUGUCUACACCUCGGUGGCAGUCCUCAUGGGACUAGUGGUGGUCUCGGCCGCCGUGGUGAAUGGUUUAGUCAUCGUGGUCUCCGUCCAGUACAAGAAGCUCCGUUCACCUUUGAACUACAUCCUGGUGAACCUGGCCGUGGCGGAUCUCCUGGUCACCUUCUUCGGAAGCACAGUCAGCUUUGCCAACAAUGUCCGGGGCUUCUUUGUGUUCGGUCGGGCGGCGUGCGAGUUCGAAGGCUUCAUGGUCUCCUUGACAGGGAUCGUGGGUCUCUGGUCUUUGGCGAUUCUGGCCUUCGAGAGAUACCUGGUGAUCUGCAAACCUGUGGGCGACUUCCGCUUCCAGCGAAGGCACGCUGUGAUUGGCUGUGUUUUCACGUGGGCGUGGUCAUCGCUUUGGACAGUCCCCCCACUAUGUGGGUGGAGCAGCUACGUCCCAGAAGGUCUGGGAACGUCCUGCGGCCCCAAUUGGUACACCGGCGGAGGCGGAAAUAACAGCUACAUCAUGGUGUUGUUCGUCACCUGCUUUGCAAUCCCUCUGGCAAUUAUCCUCUUCUCCUAUGCCAACUUGCUUAUGACCCUGCGAGCGGUGGCAGCUCAGCAAAAAGAAACGGAGACGACGCAGCGCGCGGAGAGGGAGGUGACACGGAUGGUGGUCGCGAUGGUGGUGGCCUUCCUCGUUUGCUGGCUGCCCUACGCCAGCUUUGCCAUGGUGGUGGCCAUCCACAAGGACCUCAUCAUCCAGCCAGCGCUUGCUUCUCUGCCGUCGUAUUUCUCCAAGACAGCCACAGUGUACAACCCCAUCAUUUACAUCUUCAUGAACAAGCAGUUCCGCAGCUGCCUCUUUCACACGAUGACUUGCGGCCACAGGCCGUGGGCUACACAAGAAACGACACCCGGCAUGAUCAACAUCCCAGGCGGUCAAACUUCAGGUUCAGAGGGGACUGGGAACAAAGUGACGCCUUCUUCGUAA
Molecule: messenger RNA, 1062 nt
Organism: Elgaria multicarinata webbii
Lineage: Eukaryota; Metazoa; Chordata; Lepidosauria; Squamata; Anguidae
Product: pinopsin-like
Exons: 5
Coding region: 1-1062 (353 amino acids)
Biological process (GO): cellular response to light stimulus; visual perception; G protein-coupled receptor signaling pathway
Cellular component (GO): plasma membrane; photoreceptor outer segment
Molecular function (GO): G protein-coupled photoreceptor activity
Source: RefSeq, a predicted model, not a curated record